AUGAGCGGACCUCCACCAGCGUAUCCAGACUUUGUUAGUACUUCAUCUUUUUCGGAGAAUAAACCACCUCCAGCGUACGUUGAAGAUGAGACUGAUGAGCCAAGAAUUCAGAAUUUGGACCCGCAAGCUCUUCAAGCAGCUCUUCGAGUAGAAAUGGCGCGAAGGAAACGUCUCGAAAGGGCACUGCAAAGGGAAAGAAAAGCAGCCCAACGCGAGACCACAACCGGGCAUUUGAAUCAUGAGAACGUUAUCCGAGCACCGAGACGAGAACAACCUAGAACGGUUGGAGUGCAGGAUAUCAAUCAUCGGAGUGGCUAUCGGCGAUCGCAGGCUUGCAGCAUAUCCCAUGUUGCUGGCCUUUUCUUGCCAUCUGGC
Mesorhabditis belari is the source of this 375-nucleotide messenger RNA. The record is from the annotation of a GenBank genome assembly. Lineage: Eukaryota; Metazoa; Nematoda; Chromadorea; Rhabditida; Rhabditidae.